AACUGGAGUUGCGGAGAGAGAGAUAGAGGAGGUUCUAUUUGUUGUCAGUUUGUUGGUCCAAUAGAAUAAAAGGAGGAUUGGGUGAGAGUUGGUUCAGCUUCUCAGGAUACAAGCAAAAAAGAAAAGGUUCCUUGGAUAAUCCCGCAGCGGGGGAGAGACACAGGGAGAGAGAGAGAGAAUGUAUGAAGGCACAAGAAGAUCUAGUGCAAAUUCUGAUCUUGACAGAGGCAAAAACCAGGAGCAGCAACAAUCCCAAGAAUCGUCCAGUUUGAUCUUGUCAACUGAUCCUCGACCAAGGCUAAGAUGGACGGUGGAUCUGCACCAGCGAUUCGUCGAUGCCGUCAACCAACUGGGUGGUCCAGAUAAAGCAACACCAAAAUCCGUGAUGAAAAUUAUGCGGGUGGACGGUCUUACCCUGUACCAUCUUAAGAGUCAUUUACAGAAGUACAGGCUAGGAAAGCCGUCGCAGAAGGAUGGAGGAGGGCCUGUUGGUGGAGAUGUGUUUCGAGGGGAAGCAACUGCAGUUGUAGAUUCAUCAGCCUGUACUUUGGCGGCAGAGAGCCAACCGACCAGCUUCAUGGCUGAGACUCUGCAGAUCUCUGAGGCACUGAGGCUACAGAUGGAGGUACAGAAGAGGCUCCAUGAACAACUAGAAGUACAAAAGCAUUUGCAGCUUAGGAUUGAAGCCCAAGGGAAGUACUUGCAGUCGAUACUCGAAAAGGCUAGAGAAACGUUAGCAAAUCAUCACAACGGCAUCCUUGACCUUGAAGAGGCCCAAGCACAGUUGUCAGCAUUAUCAUCAAAGGUGAUGAACGAAUGCCUCAAUCCAGCAGUAUCUUUAUUGGAGCUCACGAUGCCCACAGACAAUCCACCAUCACUCGACACAGUCUACCGGAAAUCAAGCAAGAAACACAAAACAGGAUUUCAGAAAGAAGAGCCAGACCAUCGCCGACCCUCCGAAACUGGGGAGUCGCUCACUUUUGAUCUAAAUUUGGAAGAUGAACCAGACACAACUGCCUUCAAAAGAGAGUUUGACCUUAAUAACUAUGAAUUGGGCUUGUAAUAUGCUGCAGGUAUACAAAAUAAUGUUCGCUACCACCAUCCACAUAAGUUAACUACAACUAUACCAGAGGUUCUGCAUGAUAGAAGCAGUUCUGUUUGGAAAAGAAGCAUGAUCAGUCUAGAACAUCUGGAAGACAAGGUAGACUUUUGGGUAGAUCCCAUCCCAUAUGAUCAGUUACUUCGGUUCCCAGUGUAAACCAACAGUUUCACGGUACAAACCAAUAGCUUCUUCCACUUUUUCA
This is a messenger RNA of Nymphaea colorata (pocket water lily), 1304 nucleotides long. RefSeq names its product myb family transcription factor PHL8-like. Gene Ontology annotation, molecular function: DNA-binding transcription factor activity; DNA binding. Bases 179 to 1063 code for a protein of 294 amino acids. The record is from RefSeq and is a predicted model, not a curated record. The transcript has 6 exons. NCBI's taxonomy places the organism in Eukaryota, Viridiplantae, Streptophyta, Magnoliopsida, Nymphaeales, Nymphaeaceae.